AUGAAUAGCUACUUAUUUUUAAAAAAUACUGAUAUAAGAAAAAGUAUAAAUUUUACAAGUUUUUUCUAUUUAAAUAAGAGAGGGGUUCUUCAAUCAAAAUUCCAAAAAAAGAAUGAUAACUCAUAUAAUUUACCAUUCAGAGUAAGCAGAACUACCUCAGGAAAUUUGCCAGUUUAUCCCAAAAUAAGAAGACACGGAACAAUAGUUACAACAGUUGUUCGACAUAUAUAUGGGGAUAUUAAGGUAUUUAAGGAACAUUUAAGAAAUAUAUGCGAGGCACCAGUUAGGGAGCAUGUGGGAUAUAUUGAAGUUAAAGGAUUACAUACUUUAAAAAUAAAGCAAUGGUUACAGCAUAUUGGAUUUUAA
Plasmodium relictum is the source of this 366-nucleotide messenger RNA. Its product is annotated as mitochondrial large subunit ribosomal protein, putative. The transcript has 3 exons. Gene Ontology annotation, biological process: translation. NCBI's taxonomy places the organism in Eukaryota, Apicomplexa, Aconoidasida, Haemosporida, Plasmodiidae. Gene Ontology annotation, molecular function: structural constituent of ribosome. The coding region runs from base 1 to 366 and encodes 121 amino acids. Gene Ontology annotation, cellular component: ribosome; mitochondrial large ribosomal subunit. The record is from RefSeq and is a predicted model, not a curated record.